Acipenser ruthenus (sterlet) is the source of this 2683-nucleotide messenger RNA. Its product is annotated as inositol-3-phosphate synthase 1-A-like. Gene Ontology annotation, cellular component: cytoplasm. NCBI's taxonomy places the organism in Eukaryota, Metazoa, Chordata, Actinopteri, Acipenseriformes, Acipenseridae. The record is from RefSeq and is a predicted model, not a curated record. Gene Ontology annotation, molecular function: inositol-3-phosphate synthase activity. Bases 147 to 1775 code for a protein of 542 amino acids. Gene Ontology annotation, biological process: phospholipid biosynthetic process; inositol biosynthetic process. The transcript is spliced from 11 exons.
UCAGCUAUCUGUUGUGCGUUUCAGAUCACGGUUUGCACAGCGGAGAGGCGAUCAACUUAAACCUGCAGCAUCCGGGCACAGCACUUCAGAACUAACUGAAAACUCAUUUUUAACUUUCUGAGCGUCAGUUUUAAAAGAUCCUCACAAUGGAAACACUGAUUAAGAUUGAAGGACCCAACUUGAAGUACAGUGAGGAGUACAUCGAGUCUCAGUACCCGUACCACAGCUCGGAGGUCUCGCUGGAGAAUGGCACUUACAAGGUCAAGCCCUCCACCACCCACUUCACGUUCCGCACGGAGAGGAAGGUGCCCAAGCUGGGGGUCAUGCUGGUGGGCUGGGGAGGCAACAACGGGACCACGGUCACUGCCGCCGUGCUGGCCAACAAGCUGGGAAUGACAUGGAGAACCAAGACCGGGGUGCAGAAUGCAAACUACCUGGGCUCACUGCUGCAGUCCUCCACGGUGUGCCUGGGCACGGGCCCGCAGGGCGACGUCUACGUGCCGUUCGGGAGGCUGCUGCCCAUGGUGCACCCCAACGACAUCGUCUUUGAUGGCUGGGAUAUCUCCUCCAUGGAUCUGGCCGCUGCUAUGGAGCGCGCUCAGGUGCUGGACUGGUCCCUGCAGGAGCAGCUCCGCCCUCACAUGGAAAAGCUGAAACCCAGACCCUCCAUCUACUUCCCCAAGUUCAUCGCAGCCAACCAGGAAGAGCGGGCCGACAACGUCAUCCAGGGGACCCAGCAAGAGCAGCUGGAGCAGGUGCGGCGGGAUAUCCGUGAUUUCAAGCAGAAGAGCGGCGUGGACAAGGUGGUGGUGCUGUGGACCGCGAACACGGAGCGCUUCUGUGACAUCAUCGCGGGCGUCCAUGACACGGCACACAACCUGCUCAAGGCCAUCGAGAUCGGAGCGGAGGUCUCCCCCUCCACCCUGUUUGCGGUGGCCAGUAUCCUGGAGGGCUGCGCCUACAUCAACGGCUCCCCGCAGAACACCUUCGUCCCGGGGGCGGUGGAGCUGGCCGUGCAGCGCAGAGUCUUCAUCGGGGGGGACGACUUCAAAUCCGGCCAGACCAAGAUCAAGUCCGUGCUGGUGGACUUCCUCGUGGGCGCGGGGCUCAAGCCCACCUCCAUCGUGAGCUACAACCACCUGGGCAACAACGAUGGCAUGAACCUGUCCGCCCCGCAGCAGUUCCGCUCCAAGGAGAUCUCCAAGAGCAAUGUGGUGGACGACAUGGUGAAGUCAAACCCUGUGCUGUACCGUCCGGACGAGAAGCCAGACCACUGCGUGGUGAUCAAGUACGUGCCCUACGUGGGAGACAGCAAGCGAGCCAUGGACGAGUACAUCUCAGAGAUCAUGAUGGGAGGGACCAACACCAUCGCCAUGCACAACACCUGCGAGGACUCCCUGCUAGCCAGUCCUCUCAUCCUGGACCUGGUGAUCCUGACGGAGCUGUGUCAGCGCAUCUCGUUCUGCACGGAGUCCCAGCCGGAGUUCCAGGGCUUCCACAGCGUUCUCUCCAUCCUGAGCUACCUGUGCAAGGCACCGCUGGUCCCGGAGGGCACGCCCGUCGUCAACGCCCUGUUCAAGCAGCGCGCCUGCAUUGAGAACACCAUGCGGGCCUGCCUGGGUCUGCCCCCUCAGAACCACAUGCUGCUGGAGCACAAGAUGCAGAGGAGCUCUCAGUGCAGCAAGCCUGGCGUCACUGACGCCGUUUCCAAGAAGCUGUCAGCCCUCAGCAACGGGCACGUCCAGAACGGCCUGGUCAAGCUCCACGGGCAUUAGGACCGCGCGGGGCGGGGCGGGGCGGGGCGGGGCGGGGCGGUGGGGGGGUCCAAAACAAGAUACAGGUCCGGGACACUGACCCUCCUGCUGUGUUUUGGUGCUUUGGCAGAAAACUUGACUGCAAUAUGUAAGAGACUUGACUUUCCCUGAACAAAUUGGCGUUGCACUUCAGAAACAGACGCCUCCUGACAGCGAAACAGGACGUUUUUUUUUUAAUUAUUUUUUUUUGGGGGGGGGUUAAACUUAGAAUAAAGUAACACACCUGCUCCCUGUCCAGCAGCUGAACAGGGCUUCACAACCUCUGAACUAGAUUGAAAUCCUGACGGCUGGUUUCACAGACCUCCGUUAGCUGUAGUUUUGGACUGCCUUACCUAGAAUAACAUUCGGCAGUAAUUAGCACUAAACUAAGUCUGUGAAACCAGCCUGUAAUGUUUUCUAACCUUUUUUAAGAUUUGACUGUUGUCGUCGUCUUCUUAUUAUUAGUAGUGGUGUUGUUGUUGUUGUUAUUAUUGUUAUUAUUAUUAUUAUUAUUAUGUCUUGACAUGCAUAACCGUAGAUCAGCGCUCAGCUCCAGCUGUGCAGUUUUGUGAUAGACUCAUUUAUAUCCACUGUGCAGAAAGCAGCUGUCAGUCGUGAUGUAGUUAUUUUGUAUGAAUUCCUGUUCUUGAUGACUUCAAUAUGAUCACUGGUUGAUUUGUAAGCACUUUUAACAUCAAGUUGCUUAGUUUCUCUUGUGGUUGUCAUUGCUUCAUGGUUUUAGCGUUUGGUUAUUUUUUGUGAACUUGCCAGGGGAGACCGCAGAAGCGGCUUCCUGCAUUCCAUCAUUGUGUCACAGUAUGACAUCACAGUGACCUUUCACAGCCUAACAUUCUCUCACAUUCCAAAUAAACACGUUUGUUUCGAAGCUG